Epinephelus lanceolatus (giant grouper) is the source of this 4238-nucleotide messenger RNA. It is a transcript of the gene cabp7a, whose product is annotated as calcium binding protein 7a. NCBI's taxonomy places the organism in Eukaryota, Metazoa, Chordata, Actinopteri, Perciformes, Serranidae. Gene Ontology annotation, cellular component: trans-Golgi network membrane. The record is from RefSeq and is a predicted model, not a curated record. Gene Ontology annotation, molecular function: calcium ion binding.
UGUUGCCUCAUACAUACGUCUGCUCAUAUACACACUCUGUAUGGGUGUAGGCAAUCCCUCCCGCAUAACACACACAGUGACGGGGGGUGAGAUUGGAGAGAGACAUAUCAGAUCCACACAGAGAGCUUCCUCACACACACACACACACACACACAAACACUCCUUCACUCCUCCACUGAAGAUGGAACAACUGGAUCGCAACGCGCCCCCGUACCCAUGACCAAUUAAAAGCCAGCGAGCAAGUAUUGUCUCCGAGGAUCCUGACACACGCGCUCAUCUUUUCACGCUUUCACGAGACGCGUUGAAGGUAUUUCCCCGUCAGUGUUUUAAGUGUGACACGUCGUUCCUGUGGAUUAUAUGAGGGUGGCUGGAUCUUGAGGACGGAGUGCGUCAAGUGAGCGCAUGUAUCCAACAAGUGGAUGCAUGAAUUUGCUCGCAGCAGACAAACGCCGGGACUAAAACACAAACAAAGAGUGAAUUGAUACCCUACAAAUCUGCCUAUCGAUUGAUCGGUUUACGGCAGAGAUCAAUAAUAACCGGCACUAAUCAGAUGUGGAGCUCCUGUUGGCUGAUGGUGAUGUAUAUAUGUGCGCAUUGUCUCGGCCUGAGGUAGUUUUUCCAUGAACUGACUUUGUGUGUUAAUGAGGACAUUUUCAAGCAAAUUAUAAAACUGCAAUGAGGUAAGACCCCCCACACAUUUUUUUCCUGCUCUCCAGUCAUUGAAAAGCGAGAUUUCCGCGGACACGCUGCGGUAUCCAGCGUCUCCCACCUCACCCCUCUCCCCCCAUCCAUGGACUCGCUUCCUCCUUCCCUCGGCGACCGUGGGGGGAAGUUGGGCUCCUCUCUGUAGACAUUUCUGUAUGACGAGGGCGCAGGUGGCAACCAAAGGUCGCAGUCAUGCCGAUGCAUCCAGUCACCUCCACGUUGAUGUACCGGGGGAUCUGCACCAUCCCUGACAUCCUCUCCUACAGCGCCCCGGUGAACCUGCCCGAAGACGAAGUUGAAGAGAUCCGCGAGGCCUUUAAAGUGUUUGACCGUGAUGGGAAUGGGUUCAUCUCAAAGCAGGAGCUGGGGAUGGCCAUGCGCUCCCUGGGCUACAUGCCAAACGAGGUGGAGCUGGAAGUCAUCAUUCAGAGACUGGACAUGGACGGCGAUGGCCAGGUGGACUUUGAGGAGUUUGUCACUCUGCUGGGCCCAAAGCUGACGGCAGCUGGUUUGCCAGAUAAGUUCAACGGCACCGACUUUGACUCCGUCUUUUGGAAGUGUGACAUGCAGAAGUUAACGGUGGAAGAGCUGAAGAGGCUCCUCUACGACACCUUCUGCGACCACCUGUCCAUGAAAGACAUCGAGAACAUCAUCAUGACUGAGGAGAACCACAUAGAGAACCCUGAGGACUGCCAGGUGGAUAUAGACAGUUCCAGCCCGACGCAGCAAGUCAAGCAAACUUGUGUGCGCAAGAGCCUGAUAUGCGCCUUCGCCAUCGCUUUCAUCAUCAGCGUCAUGCUCAUCGCAGCCAAUCAGGUGCUGCGGAGCGGCAUGAAAUAGGAGCAGCGGCACUCUCAGCCUUGACCACCACCUAAAGGCUGCCUUACAGAUAAAUGACUGGAGACAAAGCUCAAAAAACAAACAAAAAACAAACACAACAGACAAUCACGCAGCUGUAAAACAGGCAGACACGUGACUGCAGAGUAACUGGAGUCACCAAGGACACGACAUGUGCAGAAUUUGUCUCGCUGUACGAGACAUUUCAAGGACAACAGGACCUCACAUACAAAGAGACAGCGCUGUGUUUUAAAAGUGGACAGCUGACUAUACAUAUCACUCUUCCUAACACAACAUUUAGUAUUCAUUAGCUAUGUGCAUUUGAGCAGUGUUGCAUUCAGUAUGGUGGCAGCUAUAAAGAGAAGUGUAGUGACCGUCCAGUUUUGUAUUUGUCCAGUGUACCAUGCGGUUUAUUAUAAACGAGUAGAAAGAAAUGUGUGAAAUAUUGUGGGGACAUUGGAGAAGAUAUAUUCCUGAGGGCUGGAGGGUGUUGUUAUGUACAAGGUCUGGAGUGCACAGUGUUGUGGAGAUAUUGUAUGCGGUGCAACAGUGUUCAGAAACCACUUGGGAAUAACGAUAGCUUGGUAAGAAACAAAAUAAUAGGGUUGGCAGGGAGGUGCAUGCGAUUGUGUGGAUGGUUUCACUUGUUCACAGGCUGCAGGGCUUCAGUCUGAGCAGGAUGGAGCAAGGUGAAGCAGGUUAACAGCUCGCGGGGGGAAGGUGUUGAGGUCUGAACGGACGGGUAACUGGCUGGAAAGUGGCUGGACAUGCAGUAAACACUCGACUCUCUGUCUCUGCUGCGGGGCUGCCCAGGCCUCGGAGGGUGACCAUCAUCUAUGCAUGAAAUGCAUGGAUUUAAACAGUCGUCUUGACACAUUUGUAGAAGUUUUUAUCAAUGUAUUAAUCAUUAUGACUGUGUAACAGCUGUUUUCGAUUACUUAAUGACAACUGUGAGCAACUGUGUGGUGCAGGGUAUCAGCAUUCACAACAAAGGUAACGCAUACAACUGCAUGAUUAAAGAAGGGCUGCUUUAGUACAUGCUUGUAAAAAUUACUUUUGGGAUUGCUAAGCUGUGGACCUUUUGCCUCGCCGGACGCCUGAUGACCAUCGCCCACUGUCACUGAAGAGCAAACGACAUCAAGAUGUGUGUCACUCAACCAUUUAUAGAAUAUGCAUCAGAACUGAUCUGAUUGGUAGUGCGGAUACAAAUGUGCAGGAGUGUAAUUUGUCCUUUUAUUUUAGUUGUUUUCCGUCUGGAUGCGUUGCUAUAGAGCAAUAAAUGUAUGUAAAAUAGACAUCUCACAAUGCAUUGGACAGACAUGAACCUUCAAAAGCGUUAGUACCAAUGGACCUGUUAACUUUUGAGGUCAGAAAAGUUUCUAUAACACUUUUCGAAUCAAGGUUUUGGCAAUACAAGAGACAUUGGCUCGGAGGAGACGACCCUCUUAUUCAGUGAGAUGCAGACAGAUGAGCGCGAACACGUGCGUCAGAAGCUGCUCGGUGCAUUGAAGUCUGAGAGGGCCCAAAUGGUGUAAACUGUUGCAAUAAAACAAAUAUCUGUGAAGCACCACAUGAAUUUGAUUGGGUGUAGUUGUUUAGAUUGUUGUGCAUGCAUCUGGGUUAGGUCUGUCAUUAUCAAUGUGUAUUGUACAUAUAAACCAACUUCAACCAAAGCUUUGGAGGGAUCUGUGACAGCAGAACUGGGCCACAGAACGAGAGCAAGCUCAGUAAACAGCUGAUGAAAUUAACAUUUGAAUUACUCAGAAAAAAAUCCCGCAGAAGUCCCACAGUCACUUUUUCUCGCUCGGGUGAAUUCACAAAUAGAUUGUGGCUGCUGGUAUUGCACAUCACUUGCAAGCUUUAUCUCCCCUGUCUUGACGUCCAUUUCAGAAUGAUACUCAGCUAAUGAUACAGCUCAGUCACCAGAAGAAAAUGGUCACGUGUUUCUGCAAACCACAAAUACAUUUGCACAUUUUGUAUCUCUAGAGUGAUGUAAUAUGUAAGCUGACUUUGUCAUCAUGAGGUGGAGGGGAUGGUGGAUGGAGUGUCACCUUGGCAAGACACCUGCCAAGCCACUGUUUGAAACCAACAGGGCCAACCCUUCGUGACAUUUUGACUGGUGUUUCUGGCAUUGAACCUGGGUGUUUUUCACCAACGUGUCCGUGCUUUUCAGCGUCCUUUAUGACACCAAGUGUGUGUGUUUAAAGUCAAAACUUUACCUUUUCCUAACCAUAUCUAAGUGGGUUUAUGCCUGAUGUUAAGGCAGUUUUUUGGGGGCCCAAACGCAGACAUGGACAUCACAGGUAGUUGCACAAAGUAGGGGGAUUUAUUGGGAAAAAAAAAUGGGGGCACAGGACAAGGCAGGUGAGCUGGGUAGACGAGUGGAGGACUGAGCAGCAGCUGUGUUUGUAGAUUGGUUGUGGAGAUGUUGUCAUCGGAAUUCAGAGGCACGGGAGAAGAGAGGUUAGAUUGAGAGUGUUUUCACACUUGGUCCUUUUCAGCCCUCUAAACAGACAGGUUGGUCUGUGUUAUGCCCCACCCUUAGGUGGCCCUAUGGGGGCAAAAAAACUGACCCAAAAUAACCACAUACACACCUUUAAAUACUUAAAAUCCAUGGGAUAUAUUACAAAUAAAACAAGCAAACAAGACAACAAAAAGACCAGCAGUCCCCACACCAGAGGCCUCUCUGCUCUGCU